ACGGCAGGCAGCGUCGACGAUCUGUCCGUCGAUCGCGACUGGUGACUGCCCUGACCGGCCGCUCGUGCGCAGCCAGCAGUCCGUCUGGGGCGCGGAUCCGUAUGGGAACUGCUGGCUGUUCACCCGCGAGUUCUGAACCAUCACGCCGAGAUGUUCCCCGGCGCCAAUCGGCGAAACGGCGCGUUCGCGGCGGCGCUGGCGCUAGUCGUCGUCGUGGCGCUGGGAUCACACUACUGGUGGUGGACCAGCGUCAACAUGGUGGGACCGGUCAGUCAAAAGCAGGUGGAAGCACCCUCCACCCAGCACCCCGACCACCUUCCGUUCGACGCCCAGGAUGGCAUGCCCCUCUCGCUGCAGCUGUUUAACUACAUCGAAACGCCCACCGUCUGGUGCCGGAGACUGAGCAUGUUCGGAGGCGUCUGCACAGGAAGCGGCAAAGUCGAUGGCGACAAGUUCGUCUGCCUGGAUGCUGAGUAUGCGCCGACGGCGGGGGCGUGCCUCGUCUACUCGUUCGGCAUCGCGCACGAGUGGAGCUUCGACAAGGACGUGACUGGCUACGGCUGUCAGGUGCACGCGUUUGACCCGUCCAUGGAGACCUACCCUGAGGGUAAAACGGCGUUCGGCGUCCACUUCUACAGGACUGGCCUCGGAACGAAGACGAAAAACACCCCGAUAAAGUGGCGAAUGAUGUCACUGACACAGAUAAGAGCCAACUUAAGCCAUACGCAAAGGGUGAUAGACUAUCUGAAGGUGGAUAUCGAGGGCAGCGAGUGGGACUGGCUUGAUGACGACGUUAACUCCUUGAAAAGCGUGCGGCAGUUGGGUAUGGAGAUACACAUGAACGAGGCAAGCCUAGCGAGGUACCACAACGCGUUUCGGCAGAUUCACGCGCUGGGAUUCCGGCUUGCUCAUUCCAGUCCCAACCGUGUAUAUGGCAGAACUGAAACCGUCCAGGGCGUGAGGAGAAAGGUGGCCCUGCUGUACGAGCUUGUGUGGCUUAAUCGGCACAAAUUAUAAUCAAAGCCUCUCGUCAUUUCGAUGAAAAGCCGUUGCGUAUGGUACAUAAGCCCUGACCGAAGUUGCGCACAGCAUGCAGCUUCCUCUCAGCGUGCACAGCACUGGUCAGAAGUACUGCUGGUAUGACAUUUUUUUCAGCGUUUCCCUGGAGAAGUGACCCCUCACGCUGGUAUGCUGCGUCAGCGUCUCGUUAUCACCUGACAUCAGCUGGGCCGGCGCCCGUCGUCCCCGUUCCGUCCCUCCGAAGAGCGCCGCAGGCGAGACCCACUGACCUGGCCUGGAGGCGGGCCCGUGCUGCUGCCGCCGGCAGCCACGGGCUGACGCGCUCCCACCACGCGGAACAAUGGAGGGCCGACCACGCGGCCCACGCAGAGCUUAGCUCG
Messenger RNA from Pollicipes pollicipes, 1400 nucleotides. RefSeq names its product methyltransferase-like protein 24. Bases 151 to 1017 code for a protein of 288 amino acids. The transcript is spliced from 2 exons. Lineage: Eukaryota; Metazoa; Arthropoda; Thecostraca; Pollicipedomorpha; Pollicipedidae. The record is from RefSeq and is a predicted model, not a curated record.